Messenger RNA from Ostertagia ostertagi, 411 nucleotides. The record is from the annotation of a GenBank genome assembly. Lineage: Eukaryota; Metazoa; Nematoda; Chromadorea; Rhabditida; Trichostrongylidae.
AUGCCCGCUCAUGUUUCGUUGCGUGCUCGACUAAUCGACCUGAUGGAAAUGGAAGAGUGCAUUUGGUAUAAGGGCGCGCCUGAUUACGGCAGAAGAGAUCGAGUUGAAAGCGCAUGGGAGCGCAUUAUGCAGGAUUUGGAAUGUCUAGGCCACAGAACUAACGUGGCGGAGCUCAAGAAUAUGUGGAAAAACUUGAAAGACACGUAUCGAAGGAAAAACAAUCCAACUACGGGAUCUGCUUCGGGGCCGCAAUGGACGUACUUGCAGGCCAUGCGAUUUCUUGAAAGGAAUCAGCACGACGGGCUACGCCAAGAGAUCUUAAAAGUCAUCAACCCGAGGCACGUGAAUCUCCACGCCAGUCCUUCAAAUUCGGAGGAUAUAAUAAAAGGAGAAAUUGAAGUGGAUCGUUAA